AUGGGCGAGAAGAAACACGACGAACCUGUAGCUCUGGAUGGAUCAAAGAUUGACCAAAUUUAUGAGGAUCAGACAUAUAGCCACGAUGCUGUCUUUGGAGAGAUAACGGGAGACGGUCCGAACUAUCGCAACGUAGGAUGGCUGGGAACUGCAGCUCUUAUGAUGAAGACCCAAAUUAGGCUAGGCGUCCUCUCGAUACCGGUCGCAUUUGAUACACUUGGCUUAGUGCCAGGGGGCAACAUCCUCUGUGUCAUUGCCGCUUUUACAACCUGGUCUGACUAUGUCAUCGAUGAUUUCAAACUUCGACACCGAGAUGUUUAUGGCAUUGAUGAUGCGGGGGGCUUGAUGUUUGGCAACCCUGGCCGGUACCAGUUCGGAUUCGCGUUCUGUCUCUACUGGGUCUUUGUUGCAGGCUCCGGCAUGCUUGGAAUCUCGAUCUCCCUCAAUGCGGUAUCUACGCAUGGUGCGUGUACUGCUAUCUUUGUUGCGGUCGCCGCUAUAGUUGGUUUCAUGCUUUCAAGUAUACAAACAUUGGGACGGAUUAGUUGGGUAGCAUGGGUGGGAUUGUUUUGUAUCCUUACAUCAAGUGGGGCAGUCUUCAUCGUGACCAUUGCCGUCGGUGUACAGGACCGCCCCGCUUCCGCACCCCAGAUAGGAGGAGUCUGGGUAUCUGACUAUAAAAUUGUUGCAAGUCCGAGCUUUUCCGAUGCUAUUGCUGCAGCGUCUUCGAUUGUCUUCGAUUGUCUUUGCACAGUGGUAACCUCAGUCUAUCUUGCCAUCGGCUUUGUCGUAUACUACUACUGUGGCUCUUAUGUCGCAUCGCCUGCUCUUGGCUCAGCAGGUCCCACCAUGAAGAAGAUAAGUUAUGGAUUUGCUCUUCCGGGGUUGAUUGCUAGUACGAUGCUGGUAAUUCAUCUGCCUGCCAAGUACAUCUUUAUCAGGUUAUUGCAAGGCUCCCGACAUCUGACUGCUAAUACUGUUGUCCACUGGGUGAGCUGGCUGGGUUGCACUCUUGGAAUAACUGUAGUGGCCUAUAUCAUCGCUAGUGCCAUUCCCGUCUUCAACAAUCUCGUGUCCCUGAUCGGGGCUUUGCUAGGGACUAUGAUGUCCUUUCAACCUAUGGGAUGUAUGUGGCUAUAUGAUCACUGGAGCCAAGGCAAGAUGGACAGGUCGCCCAAAUGGAUUUUGAUGGUUUGCUGGAGUAUCUUCAUAGUGCUCUCUGGGACUUUCCUAAUGAUAGCGGGAACGUAUGGGUCCGUUGUCAGUAUCGUCAACAGUUACAGAGAGUCUGGGGGCCCAGCAGCCUGGUCAUGCGCGGACAACUCCAACUCGACCUAG
Molecule: messenger RNA, 1338 nt
Organism: Penicillium daleae
Lineage: Eukaryota; Fungi; Ascomycota; Eurotiomycetes; Eurotiales; Aspergillaceae
Product: transmembrane amino acid transporter protein-domain-containing protein
Exons: 6
Coding region: 1-1338 (445 amino acids)
Biological process (GO): amino acid transmembrane transport
Cellular component (GO): vacuolar membrane
Molecular function (GO): amino acid transmembrane transporter activity
Source: RefSeq, a predicted model, not a curated record